Messenger RNA from Octopus sinensis (East Asian common octopus), 2545 nucleotides. RefSeq names its product di-N-acetylchitobiase. Bases 257 to 1210 code for a protein of 317 amino acids. The record is from RefSeq and is a predicted model, not a curated record. Lineage: Eukaryota; Metazoa; Mollusca; Cephalopoda; Octopoda; Octopodidae. The transcript has 8 exons. Gene Ontology annotation, biological process: carbohydrate metabolic process.
UGUAUGUUAUGUCCGAUGAUUAUAAUGAACCAAGGAAAACCUGGAAGGACUGGAAUUGGGAAUUGAUAUCCAGUGUAAUCAGUGUAGAUGAACCGGAUCCUACCUUAAUGUGUAUACUCAUUCAAAAGGACGAAGAUAUGGCUAUACUGGCAAACUUCAUGAAGAAUCUCUUCAGGAGGAAAAGGAAAUUAAGUCUUGGAUACAUAAAGAGAAAAAUAAAGUAGCUGAGUUCUUUGUAGAUAUCUAUUUACUAGAUAUGGUUCGGCUGACUUCAUCAGACUUGACUGCAGAAAACGUGACUGUGAUUACCGAUGUGAUAUCAGAAUUGAAAUCUAAUUUGGUUUCCGUUUCUUCUGAUAUAUCCUUUCUGUGCCUUAUCAGUUGGUUCCCACCUUGUCGUGAAUAUCAGUGCAAAUUUAUAAAGAAAAUGCUUAGUGUGUGUGAUAAAUUUAUGCUUAACGCUGAAAGCUUUAUAAAUCAUGAAGAGACUCAUUGUUUGGCUCAAGCCGCUGUUCCAAUUACUAAACUACACUUUGGUUUUGAUGAAUACAUGGUCAGUGGUGUUUCUCCUCAAAAAUUUAUUUUAAGUGUACCAUGGCAUGGCUAUGUCUACCUCUGUGAUAUUUUUAAACCCAAAGGAAAUGGUUCUCUUUAUGACCAAUGUUUUAUAAGAAAGAAAAAUGGAUCGCAGACAUGUGAUUAUAACCAUUGUCGCCAAAAACUAGAUAUGAAUACAAUGGCUGAGAAGUACAUGAAAUAUGAAAGUGAAAACAUCUGGAAUGCUGUUUAUUUGGCUCCAUAUUUUAAUAUCGAGGAAACUCCUGGGGAAUUCAAACAGAUAUGGUUUGAAGACUACAGAAGCCUAAACCAUAAAUACGAAUAUAUAAGAACUAUGAAUGUUAGUGGUAUAGCCCUAUGGAGUGGAAAUGAUUUACAACAUAGCUCUUCAAGCUGGUAUGAAACAUACAAUAAAGUGAUGUGGGGCUGGUUAGCUCAUCAAGCAUUAAUGCAUCCUCAGAAACCCAAUUCAUAUGAAAAUCUUAAAAAACUUCCACAACUUAUGGCUGGCAUUGGAAUUGGUUGUGUUCUCAUUGGUGGACUUCUUGGUUUCAUUUUUGGCUGGGGAGUUUUUCGACGUACUCACAAAAGAAACAGAAGACAGCCUUUUGAUAAAGAUAUGGUUUACAUGGAGGAAGAUCAAAACUUGUGAAAACUGAUAAAAAGAAUGAAACAUUUUUAUAACAAUGUAAUUUUUCAAAAAUUUGAUGUUUUGUCACAUAUAUGCUAUUUUUGUUCGUUUGUUUUACUCCUUAAAUUAGCUCCUUACAAAUAUUUUUAUUGUUGUAAGAAAGGAAACUUUAGAUCUGUCCAUUUAUUAUUUCAUUCUAGAUGAUAUUUGUGCUAAGUUAUUGAAAUCGCUCAUUGUGUUGUAUUUGAUAAUUAUUCUCUUUCAAUCUGUUUAUAUUUUAUAUCUUUAAAGUUUAAAUGAGCCUUUUUGCUUUUAAAGUGUUUUGUUUGUUGUUGGCUAUUUAUUAAUGCUAUUUGUUCCACCCAUUUUUGGAUUUGUUAAGUAUUUUUUUAUAUUUGAAAGACUUUUGUAACACUGAUAUAGUUUUUAUUACCAACAUCUUCAUUCCUUAAAUUCUGAUUUGUUUAACUCUUCUACUGUGGAAAUCAGAUAUAUUCCACUCAAAAUUUCAUUACCUUUAACUGCAGAAAGCAUUUUUAUAUACCAAUCCAUCUUUUGUUAAAGAAUGUCAUGUUUGAAACUAUUUUUUGUUGAGUUUAUUGAGGCAAUGUGACUUGCAGAAAACUACCAGUUCUAUUUUUUGGAAGAUAUUAACAUCAUUACUGGAAUAACCAUGAAAUUUAAUUUUGCAUUAAAGGGUUAAUGUUUGCAUUUCAAUAAGAAAUUGAAUCCAAAUAUUUUUACUUAGGAAUAACAGAAUCCAAUUCAAAUUAUAUAAAUAAUUGUGUACAAUAUUUCUAUCAUCAUUUCAUAAAAUGUAAAUUGUACAUUUUCCAAAAUUGAGAGGUCUAUUUUUUUAAAUUUGUUUUUAAAAAUUAUAUGGUAAUGAAAUAUAUAAACACUCUGUCUGUCUGUGUCUGCCUGUUUGUCUGCUUGUCUGCUUGCCUGCCUCCCUGUCUGUCUCUCUGUUUGUCUUUUUGUCAUGAUUGUUAUUUUAUGCCUGUUUUUUUUUUUUUAUACUGGCAUGGUUUUGAGGAUCCAGUGAGUGAGGGGAUCACAUCACACUCCACUGUCUCUGUUUUUGCAUGGAUGCCCUUCCCAACACCAGCCAUUUUAUAAGAGCAUUGGGGGCUUUUUCUUUUUUUCCCAAAGUGCAAUCACUAGUGAGGUGAUCUUGCAACUUGCAAGAAGAAAGAGUUUGAAGCAGUGGUUCCCAAACUUUUUUGGGGGCUGCUGCCCCAUUGGCACACGGGUCAGAUUCCUAGUGCCCCCAACCCACUCACCACCACAAACAGAUCACUUUCUGAAGCAAAUUCAAAACAAUUGUUUUUCACAAAUAAAACUUAACCUGAUCAA